This is a messenger RNA of Arabidopsis arenosa, 1728 nucleotides long. Lineage: Eukaryota; Viridiplantae; Streptophyta; Magnoliopsida; Brassicales; Brassicaceae. The record is from the annotation of a GenBank genome assembly.
AAAACCGAAAUACAAUCGAGUGAUAGAAGGCCCAUUAAUUUGCAUAUUCCAUAGGCCCAAUACACCGGUUAGGGACACUGCUUUAGUAUUAUUACUAAAUUACGGUUUACGACCGGUUGGUUGAACAAAUUGAUUGAACCAUACUCCGGGAUCCGAACUCAGAAACACGAUGAAAUUGGCCUCCAGCUUGGUUCCUCAUCAAUGGCGUCUUUUAACAUCACCCCAGCUUUCUCUACAAGCUUUCAUUUUCUCCACAGCCAACACCACAAAGUCUCACACUUUCUGGUCUCCAACUUUGCGUCAAUGUCGGAAUCUUCAGACGGCUGUUUCUCCAAUCGUCAGUUCAAGCUACUUGCCCACUUCCUACAUUACUCAGAAGCAGAUUGAAAUCCCUACCUCCCCUGAAAAACAAUCGCCGCCAGUGCAGGAAGGUUUGGGUGCUUUUCAAAAACUGCCCAUGGUGAUGCCAUCUAUUGAUUUAUAUUGUUCUGCUCUCAGGAAGUCCAAAAGAGUCCAACCAACUAAAGGCAUUGCUAAUAUUGCAAAGCGAGAGAGAAAUAGAGGUGCUAAACAGCUUGAUGCAUUCAUGAAAGAACUGGCUCUUCCUUUAAAAGGAUACAUGGAAAGUUUUCCAAGGAAGAGACUCUUGCAUCCAUAUGAAAGGUCUCUUAUUGACUUGACACUUGGUGAUGGAAAGUAUGAAGAGGUGUUAGGAAAAGUUGAUGUUCUGAGGAAGAAGGUGCUAUCUGUUGGAAAGGAACAUGCUUCUCUCUGCGCCAAGGCUUUGUCAAAGAAAGAGGCAGAGGAACGCUUGAACGAAGGUGUGGAGAAGCUUGAACUGGUUUUCCAACAACAAGGAAGAGCUGUUGAUGAUUUGCUAAGUAUAGCGAAGGUUUUGAGGGCUAUGCCAGUUGUUGACUUGGAAAUGCCGACUCUUUGCCUUGUCGGAGCACCAAACGUUGGCAAAUCAUCGUUGGUCCGCAUUCUUUCAACAGGGAAGCCUGAGAUUUGCAAUUAUCCUUUCACAACCAGAGGAAUUCUGAUGGGUCACAUCGUUUUAAACUACCAACGAUUUCAGGUUACAGACACCCCUGGCCUUCUUAGGAGAUGUGAUGAGGAUAGGAACAAUCUAGAGAAGUUAACUCUUGCUGUACUCACUCAUCUUCCAACCGCGGUUCUAUAUGUUCAUGAUCUAACUGGAGAAUGUGGGACUUCUCCUUCUGACCAGUUUCGAAUUUAUAAAGAGAUGAAAGAGAGGUUUAAGGAUUACCUGUGGAUUGAUGCUGUGUCCAAAUGUGAUCUGCUGGGCGGCUCACUGGUGAUGUAUGCCAAAGAAGAUAGAAGCAGCGAUGACGCAGAAAUAAUUAAGUACAGGGAAACAGGACCUGAUGAAUCAAUUCAUGUCUCAGUGAAAACAGAACAAGGUCUCAAUGAGCUAAAGAGCAAAGUAAAGGAAGUACUGAGUAAUGAGAUGGAGAAGAUCAAAAGUGGAGAGAAAAUUGAUCUAAGUGUUGGUACUUGUUAAGAUCAUGUGUAUAUGGAAACAGGAUGGUGGUAAAAAAGAUGAUGAUCAAGACGACAUCGCUUCCUGCAAGGAAGAAGUUGGAGAUAGAAACGGCAGUGGCCAAGCUACAAGCACUUCAAACGAAAGAUCAAUGGGAGCUUACCAUCAAUUGUUUCUGAUGGACUUUGCUUCCAAUCUUUUCAAACUAAAUAUUCAAAGAUCGA